Molecule: messenger RNA, 1755 nt
Organism: Peniophora sp. CBMAI 1063
Lineage: Eukaryota; Fungi; Basidiomycota; Agaricomycetes; Russulales; Peniophoraceae
Source: the annotation of a GenBank genome assembly
AUGUCCUCCCUGGUUCUUGAACCGCCAAUCAUGAGCAUGCAUCGCCCGGGCGGGCCGCUCGCUCAUACGAAUCCCGUCACCGAUCCUGGUGUGAACUCCAGGACUGCACCGCCUACCCCGCGUUCUGCCACGCCUGCACAACGCCAGCUCGAGGAGGCUCGCCAGGCCGCACCAACGCCCUUGCCAGGUCCCGGCACUCCUACUUUCAGCGGGAGUGCAUCACCCGGUCCGGCAGUCGUCGGUGGCCAAGUAUGCACCAACUGUGGUGCAACGAAGACCCCGCUCUGGCGUCGCGAUACCGACGGCAGGCCAUUGUGCAAUGCCUGUGGCCUCUAUCAGAAGAACAGGAAUACAUCACGCCCAACAACACUUAGCCGUCGCGGCUCGAUGCAGCCCGUCAACGGUGCCACUUCCUCAGCACCCGCCUCGCCCAAGCUGCCCUCGUCACCACUAACGAAGGUCCAUCAUUCGAACGGCACAUGUCCUGGCGACGGACGUUGCGACGGCACAGGCGGAUCCUCAGCCUGCAACGGGUGCCCCACGUUCAACAACUCGAACAAUCACGCCGAGGCACCGCAGCUGAGUGCCGCAUCAGUCACCGAUGUGGAAGCCGACCACGAGAACACCGACGGCGAGAAGAAGGCCGGCGGACUGAGUUGUGCCAACUGCAAAACUAGUACUACACCGCUGUGGCGCCGCGACGACGCAGGCAACAACAUCUGUAAUGCAUGUGGGCUGUACUACAAGCUUCACGGCACACACCGGCCAUACAGCAUGAAGAAGGCCGUCAUCAAACGUCGCAAACGUGUCCCUGCCGCAUCGGGACCUGCAGGACGCAUGUCCGAUCAAGCAGCCGCUGAGGCGCUUGUUUCAGUCGGUCGUGGUAUGCAAUCCACGGAGGACGAGGACGCGGAAGGAGAUGAACCGAAACGCAAGAAGCCAAAACGCAGUGGCGUCAGCAAGCGCAGGAAAGAUGGCUCGGACGAAGGCGAAUCUUUCGGCGCAUCGCACAUGCCAUGGGACAUACACGCACAUGGGCAAGGACUUGACUUGCCCCCGCUUGCGCACCUCAUGCCGCCUGGCCUUCCCUAUAUGGCAGGCCCGCCCGGGAUGUUCCCGAAGACGAUGUACCACGCUAUGCACACGCCUGUCCCGCCUCCGGCUUCGAGCUACGUUCGCUCUGGCUCACGCGGUGGAUCACCAGGCGCAUCUGUGACGCUCCCUCCGCCGGGCGUCUUUUUACAAGGGCAUGGCGGACGCAGCAGCCCCCUUCCCGUCCCUUCGGCCGAAGAGCUUCAGCAUCAUUACCGUGAGCUUGCGGCGCAGCGUGGAGGUCUCAUUGAGAUGCUUCAGCGCACCGACCGUCUGCUCGAGGGCGUUCGGCGCGGGAUCGAAGCAGCUGGUGCCCAGGUACCGCAACCGCUGCCUCUUCAAGUGCCCGUCCAGCCCGUCGUGCUCCCGCGCCCUCUGGGUAUGCCCGCGUCACCAUCGGGUUCUUCGUCAUCCGUACAGCCCGCUUCGUCGUCGUCGGCGCACGCUCCAGCGUCUCAACCAGCGUCAGCACCCACGCCGCAACCCGUCGUAUCACCUAUCCCUUCUCCGGCGCCAGGCUCAGCCGAGGCCAUGCCAUUACCCUCACGCGCAGCUGGCGCGACGGGUAAGAAGGAGAUAUGGCCCGUGAGCGACACUGGCGCCAGCGAGACGCGCUCUCCGCCGCCGAUCGCACCCUCGCCGCCGAUGGACACGUCCGCAUAG